CGAGAAACAGACUUCAGUCAGUCUACAAUGAUCUCUGUCUCUCGAUUGCUGUCGCCUCAAUUCUACGCAAUUCAAAGGAGCUUCGUGAAAAUGUCUGCUUACGCCGCUCAAACGGCCAGAGGAGUUUCACACGGGUCCAUGGCGAUAAAGCCUCCUUCACAUCCUACUUACGAUUUGAAAGCUGUUAUCAAACUAGCCUUAGCUGAAGAUGCUGGUGACACAGGAGAUGUAACGUGUAUGGCUACGAUACCGUUUGACAUGGAAGUGGAAGCUUAUUUCUUGGCGAAGGAAGAUGGGAUUGUUGCUGGAAUAGCUCUUGCUGAGAUGAUUUUUGAACAAGUUGAUCCCUCAUUGAAGGUUGAAUGGAUGCGAAAGGAUGGAGAUUACGUUCAUAAAGGAUUAAAAUUUGGAAAAGUAUCAGGGAAUGCACAUAAGAUUGUUGUUGCUGAAAGAGUUGUGCUCAACUUUAUGCAGAGGAUGAGUGGAAUUGCGACCCUUACCAAGUUAAUGGCAGAUGCUGCAUACCCUGCAUGUAUACUGGAGACAAGAAAAACUGCUCCUGGUUUGCGGUUGGUAGACAAAUGGGCGGUGGUGAUUGGUGGAGGGAAGAAUCACAGGAUGGGAUUAUUUGACAUGGUGAUGAUAAAAGAUAACCACAUUUCAGCUGCAGGGGGUAUUGUAGAUGCCAUUAAAUCUGUAGACGAAUAUCUAAAGCAAAAGGGUCUCGAGAUGGAUGUGGAGGUGGAGACGCGGACGCUUGAGGAAGUGAAGGAAGUGUUGGAGUAUGUUAGUGGAUCCAAGACUCGGUUGACUAGAAUAAUGCUGGACAAUAUGGUUGUACCGUUAGAGAAUGGAGACGUUGAUGUCACGAUGCUUAAAGAUGCUGUAGAGCUAAUAAACGGGAGAUUCGAGACAGAGGCUUCGGGCAAUGUUACAAUUGAGACAGUACACAAGAUCGGACAGAGUGGAGUUACAUUCAUUAGCAGUGGAGCUCUGACACAUUCGGUUAAAGCAUUGGACAUAUCUCUGAAGAUCGAUACAGAGUUGGCUCUAAAGGUCGGAAGAAGGACAAAACGAGCGUAGAAGUUAGAGAAACAGAGCAUCAUCUAUCUUCCUCGUAUCUUUACUUUUUCCUUCCCCGGGAAACAGAGAAUCAAUAAGGUGAGAUAAAGGAGAAGAGAGACAUUGAUGAAUCUGACUACAAAUAACCGUUCUUUAUUCUGUAGAAAAUAAACUAAACUCUGGCUACAUAGCGAGUGGAAACAUGGAUGAAUAUACACAAUAACUCUCUCUCAAAC
This is a messenger RNA of Eutrema salsugineum, 1298 nucleotides long. RefSeq names its product nicotinate-nucleotide pyrophosphorylase [carboxylating], chloroplastic. Gene Ontology annotation, cellular component: cytoplasm. Gene Ontology annotation, molecular function: nicotinate-nucleotide diphosphorylase (carboxylating) activity. Lineage: Eukaryota; Viridiplantae; Streptophyta; Magnoliopsida; Brassicales; Brassicaceae. Gene Ontology annotation, biological process: NAD+ biosynthetic process; quinolinate catabolic process. The record is from RefSeq and is a predicted model, not a curated record. The transcript has 9 exons. The coding region runs from base 28 to 1083 and encodes 351 amino acids.